CGUUUAUAUUAUUAUUAUUAUUACUAUAUAUAAUGAGCUCGUUCUUGAAAUGUUUCUUCACAAGCCCAAUCUCAAAGCAAACCCCAUCACACUCACAGGGAUCAAGAGGCAUUAUGGAGAAGACAUCCUCUAGCAAUGUCAAUGGCAACUUUUUGUCUGAGAAAUCCAAUGAAGAGUUGAAGGAUUCCAUGAGCAGACCGGUUACUAAUAUAAUCCUUAACCAUGAUUUUUCUAAUGGACUUCAAUCGUGGAAUCCUAACAACUGUGACGGCUUUGUUGUUUCCUCAGAGGGUAAUUCUAAUUACCCUCUACCGGCAAAAUUAAGCGGACCCCGCUUUGCCGUAAUUACAAACAGAAAAGAAUCUUGGCAAGGCCUCGAACAAGACAUAACCCACAGAGUCUCCGUAGCAUCCACUUAUAGCGUUUGUGCUCUCGUUGCAAUAUCUGCUGCUCCUCAAAGUGGAUCUCAUGUGCAGUUAACUCUUAAAGUCGAAAACCAAGAUUCAUCGGUUAGCUAUAUUUUCAUCGGAAAAACUUCUGCUUCGACGGAGCAUUGGGGGAAGAUAGAAGGUACAUUUUCUCUAUCCGCUACGCCAAAACGAGCGACGUUUUAUCUUGAAGGGCCUUCGCCUGGUGUUGACCUACUCAUACGAUCGGUAGUAGUUUCUUGCCCCGGUUCCACUAAAUUUGAUAGUCCAAAUACAAGGUCUUUGUGCGACGAAGACGGGAACGAGAACAUCAUACAGAACUCGAGAUUUGACGAUGGGCUUAAUAAUUGGUCUGGUAGAGGAUGCAAGAUUGUAUUAAAUAAUUCUAUGUCGGAUGGAAAAAUUCUUCCAAUUUCUGGAAAGUUCUUUGCUUCGACAGCCAAUCGCACACAAAAUUGGAACGGGAUUCAACAGGAGAUAACGGGGAGAGUGCAGAGGAAGCUGGCCUACGAAGUUGUUGCCACAGUUAGAAUAUUCGGCAAUAAUGUAACUAGUGCUAAUGUUAGGAUAACUCUGUGGGUCCAGUCAGCAGAUCUCCGUGAACAAUACAUCGGCAUCGCCAGUGUGCAGGCAACUGACAAAGAUUGGGUGCAAUUGCAAGGGAAAUUUCUUAUAAAUGGUUCUCCCUCGAGAAUUAUUAUUUAUUUCGAGGGCCCACCUCCGGGCACUGAUAUUCUUCUCGAUAACCUAGUUGUAAAGCACGCCGCCAAAGCCCCGCCGCCACGUCCACCAGCCAUUGAGAAUGCUGCUUAUGGGGUUAAUAUUAUCGCUAAUAGCAACCUUAACGACGGCACCGAAGGGUGGUUCACUCUUGGAAAUUGCACUUUAAGUGUCGGCCACGGCUCGCCACAUAUCCUCCCUCCCAUGGCCGCCGAUUCACUCGGGCCCCACGAGCCUUUAAACGGCCGUUACAUCCUCGUCACCAAUCGUACUCAAACAUGGAUGGGUCCCGCUCAAACGAUUACGGAUAAAGUGAAACUCUAUUUGACAUAUCAAGUGUCCGCAUGGGUUCGAAUUGGAACUGGAGCAACUAGACCUCAAGGAGUGAACGUCGCCCUUGGAGUUGACAGUCAAUGGGUCAACGGCGGUCAAAUCGAGAUUAAUGAUGACAAGUGGCAUGAAAUCGGUGGAUCUUUCAGGAUCGAGAAGCAACCGGCAAAGGUGAUAGUUUAUGUGCAGGGUGCCGAUGCCGGUGUUGAUUUGAUGGUUGCGGGGCUUCAAAUCUUUCCGGUCGAUAGGCAUGCGAGGUUUAGAGAGUUGAGAAAACGAACGGAUAAGAUACGCAAGCGCGACAUUAUUUUAAACCUCAACACAUCAGAUUCAUUCCCAUUGGUCGGCACCUUUCUGAAAAUCGAACAAACGCAAAAUGGCUUCCCAUUCGGAUCAUGCAUAAACAGGUCCAACAUAGACAACGAAGACUUCGUCGAUUUCUUCACCAAAAACUUCAACUGGUCGGUCUUUGGUAACGAGCUCAAGUGGUACUGGACGGAGCCACAACAGAACAACUUCAACUACAAAGAUGCCGACGAAAUGUUGACUUUCUGCGAGGCCCACAACAUCCAACUCCGCGGCCACUGCAUAUUCUGGGAGGUCGAGUCAACCGUCCAGUCAUGGCUACGCGCGUUGACCAAGCCCGACCUAGCGACAGCUGUCCAGAACCGCCUCACGGGCCUUCUUACACGCUACAAGGGGAGAUUCAAGCACUACGACGUGAACAACGAGAUGCUCCAUGGGUCGUUCUAUCAAGACCGCCUCGGAAAGGACACAAGGGUCAACAUGUUCAAAACGGCAAGUCAAGUGGACCCCACCCCCGCCCUCUUCGUGAACGACUACCACGUAGAAGACGGUUGUGACUCCAAGUCUUCGUCGGAGAAGUACACACAACAGAUUCUCGAUCUUCGAGCGCGUGGGGCCCCCGUGGGUGGGGUAGGUAUACAAGGGCAUAUAGAUAGUCCGGUGGGGCCCAUCGUUUGCAGCGCGCUCGAUAAGUUGGGGAUUCUGGGGCUUCCGAUUUGGUUCACGGAACUCGACGUGUCGUCGGAGAACGAGUUUGUUAGAGGGGAUGAUUUGGAAGUUAUGCUUAGGGAGGCUUUUGCGCACCCGGCGGUUGAAGGUGUGGUGCUGUGGGGAUUUUGGGAGAUGUUUAUGAGUCGAGAUAACGCGCAUUUGGUUAAUGCGGAAGGUGAGGUUAACGAGGCGGGGAAACGGUACCUUGCUCUUAAGGAAGAGUGGCUGUCGCGUGCUUGUGGGUGCGUCGAUGGGGAAGGGCAGUUUGAGUUUAGAGGAUUUCAUGGUUCGUACGAAGUUGAGGUUGUUACUAUUUUUGGAAAGAAGUUGACGAGGAAGUUUGUCGUUGAUCCCGGUGAGGAGCCAAUUGAAAUAUCCACUGAUCUCUAGUGUCUUUCUUUAUAUAUAUAUAUAUAUAUAUAUAUAUAUAUAUAUAUAUAUAUAUAUAUAUAUAUAUAUAUAUAUAUAUAUACUGUUGCACAUUGUGAAACAGGCUACAUGUAAAAGAAGAACAAUUUGUUGGUAGCUUGACAAAGUAAAUUGUAAUGUUGAUCAUGUUAUGUGAAUAAUAUUGUUGUUUCUAUUGUAAGAUUCUACUAAAUAAAAACAAAAGUAUCAUAUUAUUAUGUGUAUCGCUUGAAGUAUUCAGAAUUGCUUGGUUGUUUUUUUUAAAA
Messenger RNA from Erythranthe guttata (spotted monkey flower), 3169 nucleotides. RefSeq names its product glycosyl hydrolase family 10 protein / carbohydrate-binding domain-containing protein (gene RXF12). Gene Ontology annotation, biological process: carbohydrate metabolic process. The record is from RefSeq and is a predicted model, not a curated record. Gene Ontology annotation, molecular function: hydrolase activity, hydrolyzing O-glycosyl compounds. Lineage: Eukaryota; Viridiplantae; Streptophyta; Magnoliopsida; Lamiales; Phrymaceae.